AUGAUGAAGAGGUUACGAAUCGAAAGAGCAACGGGCCAAUUGCUCGCCGCUCGCCCCGGCUGCCCCUCCACCCCCGGCGCCGCCCUCCGGUCCUCAUAUAAGUGCGCCACCCAAGUAGCACCAGUACGGUACUCAUCCUCCUCCUCCGCCGUCGAGACCGAACCCGUCUACGAAGAAGACGGCACCGACCACUCCCGCUUCCCCCCCCUCGAGAAGCUCCCACCCAACACAUCCACCCUCCCCUCCCCCCUACCCUACCGGGCCCUCGAAUCAGCAAAACUCUCCGCCCUCCACGCCCGCCUGUCGCUCUCCCCCAAAAUCCCCCUCCAAACCCUCGCCCGCACCCUCGUCGACGCCUCGGCCGACCCGAACCCCCUGUUCAACAACUCCAGCCUGGCCUUCCUCGGCGCCACAAUAAUCAACUACCACGCCUCAGAAUGGUUCAUGGUCCACUACCCCCGUCUCCCCAUGGACGUCCUCUUCGCCGCCAUGGCCCGCCUCCCCGGCCCCGCGCCCCCUCAACAGGAUAGCCAAAUCCUGGGCUAUACAAUGGUCGACAAGAUCAACAAGAACAACUGGAAGCGAUCGGUCGCCUCCAAGGUAAUCUACGAUGACGAUUUCGGGCAGUUGAUCAUGCCCCGCAAAGCUAAAGAGUCUGAAGACAAGGCCGUCGAGGAAGAUCAGGGCCAAGGUGUCUACCACGAAGAAGCAGCAAACCCCACCCCCAAAUUCUCCCCCACGUCUUACGGCUCCUCCACCACCCGCGAGCUAUCGGAAAAGGCGCACGCAAACUUUGCGCGUGCUGUUGUCGGAGCGGUGUACACCCACUGCGGCCGCGCGGCGGCCAAAUCAUUUGUCAAGGCCCACGUCCUCUGCCGCGAGCUGGAUCUGGAGCGGUUGUUUGCGUUUAAGCAUCCCACUCUUGAACUGGCUAUGCUCUGCGCCAGAGAGGAGUUUGAGCCUCCGGUCGCGAGGCUGCUUUCGGAGACCGGUCGGCUGUCGAGGACGCCUGUUUUUGUGGUGGGGGUGUACUCGGGGAAUGAUAAGCUGGGGGAGGGGCAGGGGGCGACGUUGGAGCAGGCUAGGUUGAAGGCUGCGAUGCAUGCGUUGAAGGCGUGGUAUUUGUACAGUCCUGGGGAGGGGGCCAAGGUGCCGAGUGAUGUGCUUGAAAUGGAGACGGGUGGUGGUGGUGGUGGUGGUGGUGGUGGUGAGCAGCAGGGACAAGGACAGGGGCAGCAGGGGAAGAAUAAGGGGUGGGAGCCGGCUUAUAUUGAUAUUGGCGAGUUGAUUUCUCGUUAG
This is a messenger RNA of Podospora anserina S mat+, 1299 nucleotides long. RefSeq lists its product as uncharacterized. The record is from RefSeq and is a predicted model, not a curated record. NCBI's taxonomy places the organism in Eukaryota, Fungi, Ascomycota, Sordariomycetes, Sordariales, Podosporaceae. Gene Ontology annotation, biological process: rRNA processing; primary miRNA processing; regulation of gene expression. The transcript is spliced from 2 exons. Gene Ontology annotation, molecular function: double-stranded RNA binding; ribonuclease III activity. Gene Ontology annotation, cellular component: nucleus. Bases 1 to 1299 code for a protein of 432 amino acids.